AUGUCGCUUUACAUUUUCUUAUUGAAACGCGGGGUCUCUUCUCUGGGGGGAAAUGAAAUUCUGAAAAGUUUGAAAGGCCCGCCGUGCUAUUACCUUCUUUCCACCGUUCUUCUCUCUCUUACUCAAAUACCCAAAAAAACCCUAAGUCAUCACCAAAUCUCCGAUCUCCCACCGGAAAAAUGUCUCCACCUACUCUCUGCCCUCUCACUAUUUCUCUCAAUUAAAAACGCAAAAACCCUCAAUCAGAUAACCAUGGCUACUUCUCCCUUCCUUAUCUUCUCAAAAACCCCAAAUUUCUUUAGCUGUAAAUCAAUUGCGAAUCCGACCCAAAGACCGGUACCAUACUCCGAGCCCACUCUCCUUCUGGAAGAUUCUACACCUCGGCAUCGUCAAACUCGUUUGCUUCCUCCACCUUUGCCUUCUCGUCGAGCCCGUCGUCGUUCUUUCAGAGUCGAUCUACGUCACCUACACGUGUCAACGUAUACGGAUCAUCUCCAUCGGCAUUGA
This is a messenger RNA of Lactuca saligna, 507 nucleotides long. The record is from the annotation of a GenBank genome assembly. Lineage: Eukaryota; Viridiplantae; Streptophyta; Magnoliopsida; Asterales; Asteraceae.